CAACAUCUUAUCAGAAAUUGAAGAGUAUAUCAGAAGAGGGAAUCAAGCAAUUUUCAAAAGAAAAAUGUCUCUGGUCACAGAAGAGAGCAAAGCUAAUGCAGAGGUGUACCAUGGAGAUGAGAUAUGUCAAGAGAAAUCAAAGUUCUUGCUCAAGGAAAUAUGCAUGCCUAAUGGGUUGUUGCCCUUGAGAGACAUUGAGGAAUGUGGGUAUGUGAAGGAAACAGGGUUUGUGUGGCUCAAACAGAAGCAGAGCAUAACCCACAAGUUUGACAAGAUUGGGAAGCUUGUGAGUUAUGCACCUGAGGUCACGGCUGUGGUGGAGAAGAACAAGAUCAAGAAGCUCACUGGGGUCAAGACCAAGGAGCUCUUGCUUUGGAUCUCACUCAGUGAUAUCUAUGUUGAUGAUCCCCCAACUGGGAAAAUCACCUUCAAGACCCCUUCUGGCCUCUCCAGGUCUUUCCCGGCGUCGGCUUUUGAGGUUGAAGAGGAAGUCAAGGACGCCAAAGGGAACACCGAGGUGAAGAAAGUGAAUGGUGUUGUGGAAGUGAAGGAGGUCUGAGUUUUUCCUGUGGUCUUCAUGGGUCUUACAGCAUCUUGAUGUACUGUGUUUUACUAGUGUCUUUUUAAUAUGUUACUGGCAAUAAAAUUGUUUUCCAGUUUCAAAGAGCAUGUGCAAUAGGUAUUCAGAUACACCUAGAAAACCAAAUGCGUGAAUUCGAAGGAUUUUUGGGCAUCUUUUGUCUUGUGGUGCCCUUUUCUUCCACAUAGAUCUGCAUCAAUAAUUGAUGCCAUUUGUCAGGGAAGGCCAAUGUCAAACCUUAGCCCUCACCUUUUUCUUUCAUGUCUGAGAAGCAAAGAAUAUCUUGCUGUCAAACAUGUAUGAGGCCUCAAUAAAAGAAUAUAUUGCUA
Rubroshorea leprosula is the source of this 909-nucleotide messenger RNA. NCBI's taxonomy places the organism in Eukaryota, Viridiplantae, Streptophyta, Magnoliopsida, Malvales, Dipterocarpaceae. The record is from the annotation of a GenBank genome assembly.